AGGGGGGAGGGGGGACCAGAGGGAGGAAGACGCGGCGGCGGCGGCGGCGGCUCCUCUUUGCAGAGGGGGAAAACUCUGAGGGGACCAGAGCUGGAAUAAUGCGGUAGGAAAGGCGGGCUCCCGGCUCCGGCUCCGGCUCCGGCUCCGGCUCCCGCAGCGGCGGCGGCGGCAGCACCCAGCGGCAGCACCCCAGGCGCUGACAGCCCCGCCGACCGGCUCCCUCGCUGACCGCCGGCUGUCAAUGGAGCUGGAAAACAUCGUGGCCAACACGGUCUUGCUGAAAGCCAGGGAAGGCUCAGCUCCAGUCUCACCUCUCCCACCUGCCAGGAAGGCUGGAAGCCCCUCUCCACCGGGAAGACGGAGCCAGGGAGAGAAGACAUUGCAGGAAGCCUCGGGGCCUGGCUUGGAGUUGGCUGGAGCUGUGGCUGGGGGCGGAGGAAAACGCAAAGGGAAAAGCAAGAAGUGGAAGGAAAUCCUGAAGUUCCCUCACAUCAGCCAGUGUGAAGACCUCCGGAGGACCAUAGACAGAGACUACUGCAGCCUGUGUGACAAGCAGCCGAUCGGGAGGCUGCUCUUCCGGCAGUUCUGUGAAACGAGACCGGGGCUGGAGUGCUACAUCCAGUUUCUGGACUCCGUGGCAGAAUAUGAAGUUACUCCAGAUGAAAAGCUGGGCGAAAAAGGGAAGGAAAUUCUGACCAAGUACCUCACCCCUAAGUCCCCGGUUUUCGUCGCCCAAGUCGGCCGGGACCUGGUCUCCCAGACAGAGGAGAAGCUCCGACAGCGGCCCUGCAAAGAGCUCUUCUCGGCCUGCGCUCAGUCUGUGCACGACUACCUGAGGGGAGGGCCCUUCCGUGAGUACCUGGACAGCAUGUACUUUGACCGCUUUCUCCAGUGGAAGUGGCUGGAGAGGCAACCGGUAACCAAAAACACCUUCAGGCAGUACCGCGUGCUGGGGAAGGGCGGCUUCGGGGAGGUCUGUGCCUGCCAGGUGCGGGCCACAGGGAAGAUGUAUGCCUGCAAGCGCUUGGAGAAGAAGAGGAUCAAGAAGAGGAAAGGGGAGUCCAUGGCCCUCAACGAGAAGCAGAUCCUGGAGAAGGUCAAUAGCCCGUUCGUGGUCAACCUGGCCUACGCCUACGAGACCAAGGACGCCCUGUGCUUGGUGCUGACCAUCAUGAACGGGGGCGACCUGAAGUUCCACAUCUACAACAUGGGCAACCCCGGCUUCGAGGAGGAGCGCGCCCUGUUCUACGCGGCAGAGAUCCUGUGCGGCCUGGAGGACCUGCACCUGGAGAACACCGUCUACAGAGACCUGAAGCCCGAGAAUAUCCUGCUGGAUGAUUACGGCCACAUCAGGAUCUCCGACCUGGGCCUGGCCGUGAAGAUCCCCGAGGGAGACCUGAUCCGAGGCCGGGUGGGCACCGUCGGCUACAUGGCUCCCGAGGUCCUGAACAACCAGAGGUACGGCCUGAGCCCCGACUACUGGGGCCUGGGCUGCCUCAUCUACGAGAUGAUCGAGGGCCAGUCGCCGUUCCGGGGCCGCAAGGAGAAGGUGAAGCGGGAGGAGGUGGACCGCCGGGUCCUGGAGACGGAGGAGGUGUACUCCCCCAAGUUCUCCGAGGAGGCCAAGUCCAUCUGCAAGAUGCUGCUCACCAAAGACGCGAAGCAGCGGCUGGGCUGCCGGGAGGAGGGGGCGGCCGAGGUCAAGAGGCACCCCUUCUUCAGGAACAUGAACUUCAAGCGCCUCGAAGCCGGCAUGUUGGACCCGCCCUUCGUUCCCGAUCCCCGGGCCGUGUACUGUAAGGACGUGCUGGACAUCGAGCAGUUCUCCACCGUGAAGGGCGUCAACCUGGACCACACGGACGACGACUUCUACUCCAAGUUCUCCACGGGCUCCGUGCCCAUCCCCUGGCAGAGCGAGAUGAUAGAAACGGAGUGCUUCAAGGAGCUGAACGUGUUUGGACCUAACGGUACCCUCCCGCCAGACCUGGACCGGAGCCACCCUCCGGAGCCACCGAAGAAAGGGCUGUUCCAGAGGAUCUUCAAGCGUCAGCACCAGAACAAUUCCAAGAGUUCGCCCAAUUCCAAGACCAACUUCAACCACCACAUACACUCCAACCACGUCAGCUCCAACUCCACCGGAAGCAGCUAGGUGCCGCUUGGCCCGGAGGUCCACGUGGGGCGGGCUAGGCCCUGUCCUCAGGAGCAGAACUCGUGGCCGGCGGAGCGUCCACGCCGGAGGGUGGACGGGCGGCCGGCCCGGAGCCGGCGAAGGAAGGAGGCGCCCCCGGGCACGGAGCCCCGGGUCCCCAGCUUCCACUCAGGUCUGAGCAGACGCGGCCCGCCCGGGCGGACGGCUCCGUCUCUGUCGCCUGUGGCAGUAGCACUCCGGCCGAUAGGACGGCAGCGACGCGCGUGCGUUUUAACAGCAUCCUGACUAGGACGGAACUUGGUCUUUAUUAUUUUUAAAGAAACGUUUUGUAAAUUUCUCUAUCGCCUCAGUUUACAUUUUGUAUAUUUGUAUUUAAAUGAAAGUCAGACUUGGAGGGUGUAUAUUUUCUGUGCAGCCACUGGUAAGCCAUGUGUUUUCAGACAUUUUAGAGGGGGCGGGGGGGGGGGGGGUCCGGAUUUACCAAAAAAAAAAAAAAAAAAAAAAUGUGACUCAAGACUUCCACAGCCUCGAAUGAGAGACCGUUUUUAUUAAACGUAGAAAAUGACUCAC
Messenger RNA from Pipistrellus kuhlii (Kuhl's pipistrelle), 2719 nucleotides. It is a transcript of the gene GRK5, whose product is annotated as G protein-coupled receptor kinase 5. NCBI's taxonomy places the organism in Eukaryota, Metazoa, Chordata, Mammalia, Chiroptera, Vespertilionidae. The transcript has 17 exons. Gene Ontology annotation, biological process: protein phosphorylation; regulation of signal transduction; signal transduction. Gene Ontology annotation, cellular component: cytoplasm. Gene Ontology annotation, molecular function: G protein-coupled receptor kinase activity; ATP binding. The record is from RefSeq and is a predicted model, not a curated record. Bases 242 to 2149 code for a protein of 635 amino acids.